Messenger RNA from Racocetra persica, 146 nucleotides. The record is from the annotation of a GenBank genome assembly. Lineage: Eukaryota; Fungi; Glomeromycota; Glomeromycetes; Diversisporales; Gigasporaceae.
CAAAAAGUGCAAGCAAACAAAGCAAAGAGCAAAAAGCAAACAAAGCAAAAAACAAAAAGCAACAAAAGCAAAAAGCAAAUAAAGCAAGAGCAAAAAGCAAACAAAGCAAAAAGCAAACAAAUGAAAAUAAUCACACAGAUGCAUGA